Molecule: messenger RNA, 2154 nt
Organism: Protobothrops mucrosquamatus (brown spotted pit viper)
Lineage: Eukaryota; Metazoa; Chordata; Lepidosauria; Squamata; Viperidae
Gene: TTF1
Product: transcription termination factor 1
Exons: 10
Coding region: 1-2154 (717 amino acids)
Source: RefSeq, a predicted model, not a curated record
AUGAUGAACGAGCUGGAUAUGGUGCUGGUAGAGAACACGCAAGAGUCCAGUUACGAAAAGAAGACAAAGAAGUUACGGAAGCGCCAUCGAGAAGAGCUCAGACAGCCAAUUGUGUCUUCUGAUCCGUUGUCCCAUUCUUCCCAGGAUACAGAAGACUCUCAGCCCAGCAGAAAAAAGCAUAAGAAGAAAAAAUCCAGUAUGGAAGCCUCUGACUCCCAGGCAGAUACUUCCUGGGUCAUCUCCGAGACUCAGCUGAGCGAUGAGCCUGAAAUAAACCAUUUUGUGCCCAAGAAGAAGAAGAAGAAGAUGAAACACAUACUUAAACAGGGUGGUGAUGAUGAGUUUUGGAGUCCACUGACUCGAAAAAAAUCCAGAAAACCAUCGCGAAAAGAGGACUUGGGAAAUGGGGGUGGUGUGAAGGACGAUGAGUUUUGGAGCCCACCGACUCGAAAAAAAUCCAGAAAACUGUCCCAGAAUGAGGACUUGGAAAAUGGGGGUGUUGUUGAUGGGAAUAUGUCAUCUCUUAAGAAGAAGAAGAAGAAGAGGAAACGAAGGGAGGAUGUUGAUGUCGCUGAUGGAUCUGCGAAACAGAAGGCUGAGGCCACAAGUUCCCAACGAGAAGAUCAGGUGGACCUCAACGAAACGAUAGACACGCAGAUGGACCUCUUUGCCUCCUCGCCUUUAUCCUUCUCAGGGAGAGCACAACUGGACCUUCUCCAGGGGAAUGGCCAAGAGGGAAGCCAUUCUCCCACUGCUGAGGAUUCCGAUGCUACUCAGAUGGACCUGGAGAUGGAACAGAAGCAACCUCAGUCACCGUCAAAAUUGUCCACCUCAGAAGUUAACACCAAGUUGGGUCGAUCCCAAACGGGUAGGAAACUGCGAUCGUCACGCAAACGGCCCCCUUCCGAAACAAGUUCCAUAGAUGAAGCGAGGGACCUCAGUGUUCUGAAUAAGGAACAACUGGAGGAUGCCCGAAAAGAACUAGAGGAAUUCCUCCCUCGUGCGAAGACUUUGUCGGAUGAGGCGAUCAGGAAACUGGCUAUACGGGAUCUACCCAGGUUUCGGGAAUUUAAGAAAAAAGGGCUGACGGUGAAAUUUGGCGUCUUCUCCCAAGCGGAAAACGACUUAUUGGUAGACAACAUGGCGGCCUUUUUGGAAGUAAGCGGGGUCGAGACGGCGGAAAAGCUCCUGUUCUCGCACCGGUUCCCACAGGAGGAAGCAGAAAUCAAGAGGCUGAAGUGGAAGUAUUCGUUUUGCGAGAGAAUCGCUCAGGGUAUCGCUCGGCCCUGGAGACUGGUGUAUUACCGGGCCAGGAAAAUAUUUGAUCCUCAGAAUUAUAAUGGAUGGUACACAAAGGAAGAGAAGAAGCAGCUUUUUAAGUAUCACGCCAUGUAUGGAAACAGAUGGAAAAAAAUCUCGGGGCUCAUGAACCGAAGCAGUCACUCGAUCGCCUUGAAAUAUAACGCGAUGGUAGAGGUCUUCAACUCCGGCCCUUGGACUCAAGAAGAGACUGGGAGACUGCUUGAAGCGCUCAGAGAUAUCCUGAGAACGAAAGUGAGCGGGCUGGAUUCGGCCUUGGAGAGCAGGGACGACGAGGGGGCGCUCACCCUUCUACGCGAAAAUCUCUACAAGAACAUCGGCUGGGUGAAAGUGGCAGCCAAGGUGGAGACCCGCAACCGGAAUCAGUGUAAAAAGAAAUGGAUGUCGAUCCUAACGAAGAAAAUGACGGGGAAAUCGCGGUUCAGCGGCUUGAACAACUUGGAGUUUAAGAUCAAUCUGAUUGAAAGAUUGUACGAACUGAACGUUGCUGACACCAGUGAAGUCGACUGGGAAGAGAUCGCCGGCGCUAUUGGGAACGCUCCUCCAGAAUACGUCCAAAGGAGAUAUAACCUACUCAAGUCAUCACAUGUUCCUUUCUGGUACGAGAAGACUUUCCCAGAAAUUAUUGACUACCUGUUUGAAGAGACGCUGCCCGACCUGAAGAAGAACAGGAAGAGGAUGAUCCGAAGACGGAGGAACCCGCAGGAGGAAAAGAUCUGUAAAACCUCCUUCCGGUUCAAUGACAUUUUCCAGGAUCUGCUGGAGGGUGAAGAGUUAACUUCAGAGGAUGACAACGAUGAAGUGACUGGAGAAACAAGUCAGGCCGAUGGCUGA